Messenger RNA from Physcomitrium patens, 3514 nucleotides. Lineage: Eukaryota; Viridiplantae; Streptophyta; Bryopsida; Funariales; Funariaceae. The record is from RefSeq and is a predicted model, not a curated record.
UGGGUCCGCGAGGAUAGAAGUGUUGCUGCUGCCUUAUGGUAGAUGUGGAAAUCCGUUGAUUUGGUGCAUACAAGGGAUCGAGGUUUGGGCGCGCAAGGGGGAUGCAUAGUUGCCAUUUGUGCCCUCUCUUCUCGUGUCCUGAGCUAGCUCUCAAGCUUCUUCUUUUUGUUUUUGUUUUUCCUGUCUUUUUGCCUUUUAGCGCUGCAGUUGUUGGCAGAGUUGUCGCUGCUGUGCAAUGCUGCCAGGGUUUGUGAUGGGGUAACGUCAUUUGCAGCGGGCAUGGAGCAAAUCGGACGGGUUGGGAAGGAGCGUGUUUGUCAGGUUGGUGCCGGUUGUGUGUGUGUGGGAGAUGGUGCUGACUAGGGGAGAGGAGCAGUCACGAAAAGUGGGAAUUGGGUUCUUUCUUGCCUUUGGGGUUCGUAACGAGUGGCUUCUUGAAAUUUGGAUGAGGAAGAAGAAAGAAGAUCAGUGCAGUAUUGGACUAGAGGCGCACGUCGGAGUAUGGAGAUGGGGUGGUCUAGUAGUCUUUGUAUACAAGAAGACAUUUCUUCUGCGAACUAUGGUAGUUUGGACGGGUUUGAAAAAUGCUGUUUUUGGAAGGAGAGAAAUCAAGUUACUUAAAGUCAUUCGGUAUUGUUCGGUGCUGUGGGUUUGAAUAUUGAAGAGAACGUAUUGGAUCAGGGGUUUAAACCAAAUCAGAAUCAUAGAGCACAGGACAAAAGCAGCUGAGGAAGUGGAAGAGAUACGGGCUGUUGUAAGGGGGUGUUGGGAGACAAGCUAAGCAAGAAGCAAGAGCUGAAUUAGGGAAAAGAAGACCAUAAGCUCAAUGCAAGAGCGUACCUUUAUUUGUAAGCACAGGGAAACGCUAAAGGUCGAGUAUAUUCCGAACCCUUUCACGUGGUAAUUACGGCAAUGGCUGGAAGUAAGCAUGAGAGAUCGGGGGAUUCCCCUGUAGGAACAGGAGAGGUGUCUCCACUUGCUGCACAACUUCAGCAAGCAUGGCUUCAAACGCAGAUGCCCAAAGCUCAGAAGCGGAGUUUUACCUCGGUUGCAAAUGCGCAGAACCAACUUCCUCGGUUGUCACCGCCAGGUCCUGGGUCUGAGAUGUCCGCAUCCUCGAAACCACCAUCAUCCUCUGUACUGAAGUCCUUGUCGACUCUUUUUCCCGAGCUUGCAAACGUUCAAGAGAAGAAGGAGGCAAAGAUCUCUUCUGUUUUUGAAGAAGGAGAGCAACCAAUUCCAAUUCACCCAGAAUUACGCCAGAAGAAAGCUGAAUGCUUAGAGGUGAUGUUUGGUCAAGACGUUGUUGAGCAGACGCAAGCUCAGGGGCUCAGGGACUACGACCGUCAUGCAUCUACAGAACGGUCAUUGUCUGAUAGUCUGAUUCAGCAAUCUGACGACUCGUUGGAUUUCUCUGACCUUGGGCCGCUUUCUGUUUCCAAUAGUUUCUCGAGACCUAGUGCACAGCCUGGACGAGGAACUUUUGAGGACGAUCUUUCCUACAUCUGUAGCGCUUACGGUAGUAGACCUUCGGCAUCAGAAUAUGAGACUUCGGCGGAGGUGGAACAAGAGAAAACGCCACUGUUUGAAUAUCUUACAGACAUACUCAUGGAUGAAAACGUAGAGGAAAAGAAAUGCAUGUUCAUUGAAAUGAGCGCUUAUCAGGCCAUGGCGAAAGAACUUGGAGACCUUAUCUCAUACGAUCCUCCUCCUAUGCCAAUACCUGAAACUAGAAGAUCGGAUCCUCACUUUGAAGAAGAUGUCAGAUUCGUCGACAGCUGGAUUGAUGAGAUUCUAAGUGGUCCUCUUCCUGCGGAUCGUACGGAUAGCCCUGGUGCAGAAGCUAAGCUUGACAUCAAACACGGAAGCAGUCCUGAAGAACUCUACUCUCACACAGACGCAGAUCGUGGCAGCUCUGUCUGGAAUGAUACGGCGUCUGAUACAGCAUCAUACCUACAUCCAGACUCCACCUUAUCUCCCGUGGACUUUGGGAACUCCCAUGCUCUUGAAAAUGGUAGUGGAGGCAGUUUACAAGUUGGUACUCGUCACCUAAGUAGCAUAUCUUCGUCAAAUGGCAAUGGGGUUCAUGCACCGCCGGUGGACUUGACUGAUCUCCUCAUCAGAUGCGCGCAAGCAGUGGAACAAGCGGACUAUCGGCAUGCCAAUGAGUUGAUUCACGAACUGCGUCAUCACUCGUCCGCGUAUGGAAAUGGGUCCCAGCGCAUGGCCCAUUACUUCAUGGAAGCUCUGGUUGCUAAAAUAUCUGGAACUGGCGGACAGCUUUACUCAGCUCUAUCCAACUACCGUCCUUCCGAGGCCCAAAUGCUGAAGGCGCAAAUGUUGUUCUGCGAGCAUUGUCCUUUCAUUCAAGUGCCACAUAUUUAUGCUAAUCAUGCAAUUAUGGUGGCCUUCAAGGGUGCCCCACGAGUUCAUAUUAUUGACUACGGCAUCCUUUAUGGAAUUCAGUGGCCGUGCCUUAUUCAUCAGCUUUCACAACGUCCUGAGGGACCACCACACCUUCGUAUUACAGGCAUCGAUAGGCCUCAACCAGGAUUCAGGCCCUCAGCGAGAAUUCAAGAUACUGGGCGGCGUCUGGCUAAGCUUGCGAAGCAAAUGGGAGUGCCGUUUGAGUUUCAUGCAAUAGCUGAGAAAUGGGAGGCAAUUACCCCUGCUCAUCUCUUACUGCGAGAUGAUGAAGUCCUCGCAGUGAAUUCUAUGUUCAGGUUCCGUCAUUUAUUGGAUGAGUCCGUCACAGCCGCAAGCCCUCGCAAUCUUGUGCUGAGCAGAAUAAGAAGCUUGAAUCCAAAGAUCUUCGUCCAAGGAGUCCUCAACGCUGGCUACAACGCACCCUUUUUUAUGUCCCGCUUCCGAGAGGCACUGGCUUACUUCUCAACAAUAUUCGACUCUAUGGAGUGUUCGUUUCCUGCAGAGCACCCGGACAGGCAAAUCAUAGAUCACGAGAUUGUAGGCAGAGAGAUUUUGAACGUGGUGGCUUGUGAAGGCCCGGAGAGGGUGGAGCGCUCGGAAACGUACAGACAGUGGCAGGCACGGACCAUGCGAGCUGGCUUCCAGCAGAAGCCCAACUCUCCGGACGUCAUGGCUAAGAUUAGGAUGGCAAUGAGGUCAUAUCACAGAGACUACGGUAUUGGGGAAGACGGUGCCUGGUUCUUGCUCGGAUGGAAGGAGCGCAUCACACAUGCCAUGACUGUCUGGGAGCCUCUCCCCGACAGCCCUUGAUUGUCGCCACAUAUUUCCUUGUGGUCACUUCUCUGCACUAGGAAGUAAUCACAGUACCAUGUUCCUUCUCAUUGGGCAAGUAGAGUGAUAAUUGUGUUGUGAUUAGAUAGAUGGCCCUGAACAACGCCUUAUCUCAUUAAUCUUGAGCAAUGCCUUACAAACUGCUGUGCUCACCUUCGCCUGCAGCUCUGUACUAUAUCCAGCUAAGAGGCAGGACGUCAUUUUCAAUAAUAUGUACAGACCUUGAUUUAAUGAGUUUUUUUUUGUUUUUUUGUUU